Anthostomella pinea is the source of this 2409-nucleotide messenger RNA. The record is from the annotation of a GenBank genome assembly. Lineage: Eukaryota; Fungi; Ascomycota; Sordariomycetes; Xylariales; Xylariaceae.
AUGGCGCAGGUCAUAUCGAAUUCCGGCCAUGAUGACAUGAUUCACGAUGCGGUCCUCGACUACUACGGACGACGCCUUGCGACGUGUUCUUCGGACAAGACCAUUAAGAUCUUCGAGAUUGAGGGCGAAUCACAACGGUUGACCGAGACAUUAAAAGGUCACGAGGGAGCAGUAUGGUGUGUCUCCUGGGCGCAUCCCAAAUACGGCAAUAUCCUCGCUUCGGCAGGCUACGAUGGCAAGGUCUUCAUCUGGCGCGAGCAAUCCAACCAAUGGCAAAAAAUCUUCGACUUCGCCCUCCACAAAGCCUCUGUCAACAUGGUCUCGUGGUCACCGCACGAAUCGGGCUGUCUCCUUGCCUGCGCCUCCUCCGAUGGCUCUGUAUCUGUUCUCGAGUUCAAGGACAACAACUUCUCCAACGUUCUGUUCCCCGCCCACGGCCUCGGUGUCAACUCGGUCUCGUGGGCCCCGGCCACUACACCUGGUAGCAUCGUCUCAUCAGCACCUACAGGAUCCGGCGCUCUUGGACAGCGUCGCUUCGUGACGGGCGGCUGCGAUAACGUGUUGAAGCUUUGGACCUACGACCCGGCGACCCAGAACUACAAGCAAGAGCGGGAACCCCUGACAGGCCACACGGACUGGGUGCGCGACGUGGCGUGGAGCCCCACGGUGCUGCAGAAGAGCUACAUUGCAUCAGCCUCGCAAGACAAGACGGUGCGCAUCUGGACGAGCGACAACGCAAGCCAGGGACAGUGGUCGUGCAAGGUGCUGAACUUCGAUGCGGUGGUCUGGCGGGUCAGCUGGAGUCUGAGCGGGAACGUGUUGGCCGUUAGUGGCGGCGACAACAAGGUCUCAUUAUGGAAGGAGAACCUGCGAGGCGAGUGGGAAUGUAGCUCCAGCACUAGCGACGCCGAGGCCGACGACAUAGACGACCUCAAUCGCGCUCGCUUACCUCCUCCCCAAUACCCUUACUCGACCUCCGAGGCGUCUGCCUCGACAUCAUUCUCUCUUGCCACUGCAUCUAGACCGGCACCACCUCCUUUCUCGGGCCUCUACGCUGAUUCUUCGGCUGCAAAUCUCGCCGAUCAUCACUUCAAGCUCCCGCCAGCUGCUGCGAGCGUUGUCUGUGAAGCCGGAGCAUCCUCUGCUACUGCUGCCCCAGCGUAUGCGCCUUUAGCUUCGAGCUCCUCCGAAAGCUAUCUCGAGCCAUCCACUUCAUUCCAACAGACCCACGCUGAAACCAAGCGCCUACUUCCACAGGACGUCAAGGGCGAGUCUUCGGGUCAGAAAGCCGACGAUCCCAGCGAGCCACCACCGGCUUAUUCUGAAGGUUAUAGCCCGCUUCUCUCCUUCAGCUAUCUAAUGGCGGCUGCCGGCGGUGCAUCGAGUAUUAUUACUCAAGUCCAGCAGGGAGGCCCUCCUAUCAACUCCAUUGGAGAUGUCGGUGCCGACGAAACGAUCGCCAUGGACCUUAGGGGCACGCGCUUCGUUCUUUCCAGAGACGAGCUGCUGACGCUGCCUGAGUUUGUUCUCCUCUCGUUGUUCCCCAAUGGACUCUUUCCCGAAGGCCACAUGGGUGGCUUUGCCGAUGGUGAUGCAGUGCAAGUUGAUGUCAGUACCCGUGAUCGCAACCCUAUCACCCAAGUCACGCCAGCUACAGAGAGCCUUGCUCGCUCGGUGGCAGCCAGUGCUUCCACCGCCUCUCUGCCUCGUAUCUCCACCACACGCAAUCUCCUCUCCAAUAUCAAUAUACAUUUCACUGACCUCACAUCCCAGUAUGACCCUGCAUCCCUCCAAUACAUGCUGGAAUUCUUCCGCAAUGUGGCCCAAUCUAUACCCAAUGAAUCAUCACCAAAUGCCUCCCCUGACGGAGGAGUUGUCCCCAUUGAUUCGCUUGGAGGUAGGGGCGAAGACGGAAGCAAACGUGCUGGCAUCAUUGUCUUGCGGGAGGAUCUGGACUUUUACGCCAUUCCUCCUCGGCCGGACAUCAAUCAAGCAGAAAUGAUCGAGGUCAAACGUGCGGCAGCCCGUGCGCUACUUCAACAAGAUGGGAUUUUCUCGGGUUUGAAACGCAGUGAUGAGCCUGGAACCACGGAGGCGCAUCUUAUUGAGAUGCUCACAGCCGGUGGGUUCAAUCACGACGACAAAUGGGGACAUCGCGCUGGUGAGCCGAACAAGGCGGUCGUCUGCAGUCUGGCUCUCGCUCGGCUGCGGAGUGACAUACGCGGCAACGACCUGGGGAACAACGCGGUGGGUAUGGCGCAGAAGCUGCUUCUAUUCUGGCGGAAGCCUGCCCGGCGUUGCUGGUGGGAAGGUGUCGACCUGAACAACGUCGACGGAGUGGAUGGAACUCUCAAGGUGUGGAUCAGAAGAGUUUGGACGCUUGAGAUGAGCGUCAUCGGGUUGCGUUGA